UGGAGUAUCACCCCUAGCUGACAUGGACAUUUCUUGCUUCGUCGAUCUAUUGUCUGUCUAUUUUCAGCCGUAGAUAUUUACGUUAAAAAAGCUUGUGGGCACCGAAAUUCCGGGGAGAAUUUAUAUUUUUAUGAACCAAAAUCUCCCACUCCGUUGAGCUUCUUUCCUUUCACCACCGGAAUAUUCCGUCGUCGGCGAAGAACCUUCCUGUCCUCUCGGCUGCUUGGAUUUGUGAUCGUUCUCCCAUACUUGCUCAGUUCUCACUGGAAUUGCUUCAUUUUAGUCCAACGUUUCUCCUUUGCUAUGUGAGUUGCUUGUUGGCGUCGACGCAAAUUUGCUGAAUUUGAGAUGGUUUUUCAUUAUCCGGUGGCAUUAGCAUGUUGUCGCCAUACUAUGCUGUCUAGCAGCGGCUCCAUGUACUUAUGACUCGUGAUAGAAUUACACUAUAUAACUCUUACGGUUUCUAUUGCUACAUCAAAAUUCAAAUGAUACGUUUUCACUUCCUUAGGCUUUUGAUUUCUUCGUAUUUUGAUAUUUUUGUACUUAGCGUUAAUUUCAUGGGAUUGAUUGUUCAGCGCUUGUAUAACUUUGGUAGUAAAUAUUUGGAUCACAGUUUUGGCAUGGGAUUGGUGUCUGUUUCUAGUUCUGCUGCACGAACUCCCUUGGAAGUAGGUGCAAAAUAUUUGGCUCGUGAAUCUUUAUCUAGAAGACCAAUUGUAUUAUCAUUUCAAAAGGAUAAAACUAAGAAUUUAGCUCUAAUUGCGCCUAAAGAAUCUAUAGCUUUACCUUUGGAGACAAAUAAAGGAAACCAAAAGAGGUUAAGGAAGGGGAAAAAGCGGCCAGAACCAGUAAAUGUGGUUUUAACAGACCAAGCAUCUCCGAGUACAUCAGAUUUGGAUUACAAUGAAGCUGCUGCAAAGCUGGAACAUAUAUUUAAACAUAGUCCUACAAAGGCUAUAUCUGUUGAUGAGGUGAAAGAUCGUAGGAUAAAGAGAAGGCAGCCACCAAGGAAAAGAACUGGAGAAACUGUGGAGACGGAGAGAAAAACUGCUGACAGUGUUGUAAGGAAUCAAAAGAAGAAGGAGAGUAGGUUGACUCUUGAAAAGAGGAUUGCUCUCAGGACGAAGAAAGCAGGUGAAUCUGUUGCGUCAUCUCAGAAAAUAAAACACGGAAACCAUGACGAAGUUGAGAAGACUAAUAGGCUUGUUAGGGACUAUUCAGCUUCCUCUGACUUGGUUAGCUUAGAUUGGAAGAAAAUGAAGAUCCCUCCAGUUCUCCCGUCAUCCGAGCAUGCCUGGCUGUUUAAGCUGAUGCAACCUAUGAAGGAAAUCCUUCAAUUAAAGGCAAGUGUACAGAAUGAUUUAGGAAAAGAGCUGACAGAUGGUGAGUUAGCAAAUGCAACAAAUGUGAGUACUGUUCAGCUGAGGAAACAAUUGGAGGUUGGUCGAGCUGCCAGAAACAAAUUGAUCAAGCACAACCUGCGACUGGUCUUGUUCGUCAUGAAUAAGUAUUUUCAAGACUUUGCAAGUGGCCCAAGGUUCCAGGACUUGUGUCAAGCUGGUGUAAAGGGUCUUAUUACAGGCAUUGACCGCUUUGAGCCAAAAAGGAAGUUCCAGCUCUCAACAUAUAGCCUCUUUUGGAUCAGGCACGCCAUUAUUCGUUCUAUGACACUUUCAAGUUUCACAAAGGUGUCGUUUGGCCUUGAGUCGGUCCGAGCUGAUAUUCAAAGGGCCAAGCUAGAGUUGUUGUUUGAACUUCAGAGAUUGCCAACUGAUGGAGAAAUUAUAGAUCGAGUUGGGAUCUCCGCAGAAAGAUUCCAUGAAGUAAUGAGGGUAGCAAAGCCUAUCCUUUCACUGCAUGCAAAGCAUGCAGUUACCCAGGAAGAGCUCAUCAAUGGAAUCAAAGAUGUAGAUGGUGUUGAGGGAGACAAAAGAAGGCAACCUGCACUUCUCAGACUUGCUCUAGAUGAUGUGCUUGAUUCUCUGAAGCCCAAGGAGAGUUUGGUGAUCAGACAACGGUAUGGGCUUGAUGGUAAAGGAGAUAGAACACUAGGAGAAAUUGCAGGAAAUCUCAACAUUUCCAGGGAAAUGGUUAGGAAGCAUGAAGUGAAGUCUCUCAUGAAGCUCAAGCAUCCAGCUCGAGUUGAUUACCUUCGUCGCUACAUUUUCUGAACUGAAUGUUGCUUCUGCAUACACCAAACAUCGUCUAGAAAUCGUGUGUACCAUAGUUUAGCAUUACUUGCACAUAAGUAUCAGUUGACAUGUAUAACCCAUUUUUCUGAAGGCAUAUUUGCCUCAGAGUUUUCAUCUUCAAUUUUCUGUGUUGCGUUUACUCACGUGAUAUAGAAAGAGAUAAAUGAAAGAAUAUUUCAAUCUCGUGCAUUCAA
Salvia miltiorrhiza (redroot sage) is the source of this 2386-nucleotide messenger RNA. Its product is annotated as RNA polymerase sigma factor sigE, chloroplastic/mitochondrial-like. Gene Ontology annotation, molecular function: DNA-binding transcription factor activity. NCBI's taxonomy places the organism in Eukaryota, Viridiplantae, Streptophyta, Magnoliopsida, Lamiales, Lamiaceae. The coding region runs from base 423 to 2171 and encodes 582 amino acids. The transcript has 6 exons. Gene Ontology annotation, biological process: DNA-templated transcription initiation; regulation of DNA-templated transcription. The record is from RefSeq and is a predicted model, not a curated record.